This is a messenger RNA of Ceratitis capitata (Mediterranean fruit fly), 1861 nucleotides long. Its product is annotated as selenium-binding protein 1. Bases 105 to 1574 code for a protein of 489 amino acids. The transcript is spliced from 6 exons. Gene Ontology annotation, molecular function: selenium binding. The record is from RefSeq and is a predicted model, not a curated record. NCBI's taxonomy places the organism in Eukaryota, Metazoa, Arthropoda, Insecta, Diptera, Tephritidae.
UUGUUUAAAAUGCUGCGAGCGACAGUCGCCUAAAAGCUUUCAACAAGUAAAGACUACUAUUUGUGCAGUGCGCUUAGAAAAAUAUUUAAAAAUCAAUUUGAAUAAUGUCUGGCCAAAAAGCUUGUUGUCAUGGUCCAGGUUAUGGUACCCCACUUGAUGCCAUGAAAAAUGGGCCACGUGAAAAAUUGCUUUAUACCGUUACUGUACAACCCAAUUUAGAUGAACCACAUGGAGAUUACUUAGCAACGGUAGAUGUUGAUCCGGAAAGUCCAACUUAUUGUCAGGUAAUCCACAGAGCAUUUACAAACCGCACCGGCGACGAAUUACAUCAUUCCGGCUGGAAUGCAUGCUCUAGCUGCUACUACAUUGAUGAUAAUGCUAAACAGAUACCAAAACGUGAUAAAUUGAUUUUGCCUUCAAUAAAUUCUGAUUUUAUUUACAUCUUGGAUGUUAUAACUGAUCCACGGAAGCCGACAAUAUGUAAGAUCAUAGAUGGUGAUGUUCUUAAAAAUCACGACGUCACUGCUCCUCAUACCACGCAUUGUCUAGCUGAUGGCAAUAUUAUGAUAUCUACACUUGGCGAUGCUAAGGGCAAUGCCAAGGGUGAUUUUAUUCUAUUUGACACGAAAAAUUUUGAUUGUGUUGGCACUUGGACGAAAGGAGAACGUAAAGCCUUAUGUGGCUAUGAUUUUUGGUAUCAACCGUAUUUCGAUGUGAUGGUAUCAACAGAAUGGGGUGCUCCAAGAAUGUUUCGUCGUGGUUUCCGCGAAGAAGAUCUGGAUGAUAUGACUCAGUAUGGUUGUCGAUUGAAUUUUUAUAAAUGGUCAACUCAUACUUUAUAUCAGACAAUCGAUUUGGGUACUGAGGGCACAGCACCACUUGAAGUCCGUUUUAUGCACGAUCCAAAGCGUCCUGAAGGAUAUGUUGGUGCUUGCAUGUACUCGAAUAUUUAUUAUUUCAAGAAGAAAUCCGAUUCGGAUGACUUUGAAGCUAAAAAGGUUAUCGAUAUACCUGCAAAACUCAUUUCGGUAAAUGGUGAAAACCCGAAAGCUUUGAAUGGCAUGAUUUCUGAUAUUUUACUUUCUUUGGACGAUAAAUAUCUCUACGUAAAUAAUUGGCUUCAUGGCGAUGUGCGCCAAUAUGAUAUAACCCAUCCGGAGAAUCCACGACUGACUGGACAAGUGUUUUUGGGUGGUGCCAUUUGCAGCGAUUUGAAGAAUGUUGAGGUAUUGGAAGACAAGGAACUUAAGGCACGUCCCGAGCCACGUUACGUGAAAGGUCGCAGACUAGAAGCUGGACCGCAAAUGAUGCAACUUUCUUUAGACGGUAAAAGAUUGUAUAUUUCAUCAUCGUUAUAUUCGCCAUGGGACAAGCAGUUCUACCCGAAAAUGAUUGAAAAGGGCGGACACAUUGUUCAAAUUGAUGUGGAUGUUGUUAAUGGUGGCAUGCGUUUAAAUGAAGAUUUUCUUGUUGAUUUCGGCAAAGAGCCAUAUGGACCAACCAUUCCGCAUGAAAUGCGUUAUCCUGGUGGCGAUUGCACUUCGGACAUUUGGUUGGCUAAUGAUGGAAAAUGAGAUUUCACUACUAAAUCUAUAUAAGUCAUUUAAAUUUCCUCAAAUCGCUGAAAAAAAGUUAAGGAAAUCAACGGAUAAUAAGCUCAUCUACUGUAGGAAGACGGACUUCUGCACAUAUACGAAUGUAUGUUUGUUUGUAAUGUUUAACGUUCCAACAGUAUGAUGAUGAUAUGCCUUAUUGAAUUGAGUUUAACGUUGGCUUUUCAUACGAAAUGAGUUGUCAGCUAAGUAUGUACAUAUGUAUGUUAUUUGAAGCAUUAAUUAAUAAAAACAAAGCAUAAUUGUCA